This is a messenger RNA of Amoebophrya sp. A120, 3618 nucleotides long. The record is from the annotation of a GenBank genome assembly. Lineage: Eukaryota; Dinophyceae; Syndiniales; Amoebophryaceae.
CUUUUUCGUCUUCAGCCGGGGGCAGCGCGGUGCCCGCGAUAAAAACUACUUCGCGACCGAUUUUCUUGGAGUUUCGGCGACCAGCGGCCGCGGUUGCCGAGGUUUCCCAGGGGAGUAAGCGGACGCUGGAGAAGCCGCGCUUUCUGAGCGCUUUUGUUUUCGGAGUAAAAGGACCUGAAGAUGUAGAUGAUCGGUUCAGUGAGAUGAACACAACAAAAGUCGGAGUGGUGCCUGAUACUGGUUAUACCUCCCCGCCGGACCGACAUUUUUACCUGGCAAUCCGGCAUCCAGCGGAACGGCGGGGGGAAAUUUUUGCUUUCAGAGCAAGCGAGGGACCGCAAGUAGGUGACCGCGAUAGAACAACCGCUGUACAAGACGGCGUAGAUGGUGAAGCCAGCGACGCUCUUGACGCAGUGCUGCAGCGCUUUUUUUCGGAGAAAGCGGACCAAAACUUCCACCAAAGCCGCCCUGAUGCGUCUAUUUGGGAAAGCUUUGCGCGCGAUAAACUCCUGCGACACAAGUCUCGGCGCAUUCUGACUGAGAACGACUACGAUUGGCUGGCUCAGUGCGAGGAUGAAUUUCUCGGAAGUGUCCGCCAGCGCGACGCGGAGCUCGUUGCAGCGCGAAUCACCAAGAUCGUGCAAGAUUUCGCUACAGGAACAGCAGCAGGCGGCGAUGGCAAUGGGGCUUCCAAUCCCGACCCUGGCGAUAAGUCCUCCAGCGCCGAAAGUGGGGCUCCAGCGGGCGCUGGAAAAGAGGAACGACAGAAGAGCGGGCCGCUCCGCCAAUCUCGGUUCGCGCCCGUCGCUGUCGGCCACGUUGCGAGGACGGCCUGUUCGAAGCUUCUGCACACGCUGCUGCCAAGAGUAAGUGCCAGGUCGCCGCCCAAUACUGUUGCGGCUGUUGAAAACAAAAAGGACGAUUUGGUGUGUGAAGUGUUCGAGUCCGACUACUUUCCGAAGCUGAAAAAUAACAGCUUUUCAGUAUCAUCUUCUUCUUCCAUAAAUAAAGGCAGUACAACUACACGUCGAGGAGACACAACCCCGGCAAGGGUAGUUCAAAAGAAAGCGGCUACUUCAAGCGCCCUCGUCCGUCGCGUCGUCCUGGAAAACCUCUCCGCCCUCGAUCCCACUUUUCUGUUCGACGAGGAGGCGCCCCACAGCGUUUUGUCGGUCCAGCACGCAAGCCCCGUGUCCAUCGCCGGUGUGCUCGUCGGCGACGAACUUUUGGCGAUCAAUGGCCAGAGGCCAAAGAAGUUUUUGCAAGAUUAUCAAAUGGAAAAGCAUCGUACUCCUACUAAGCGCAGAUAUGCAUGAUAAAUCUGCUUCCCAAGGUAGAUCAGCAUGACAAAUUCCAUUUUCCAUUCUGAGGAAAUUUGUCAUGCGAUUUAUACUAGUACGAUACUUAUACUUUUGCAAUGCAUAAAGAUUCGAAUUCGACGAAUUCCAUGCGACAAAGGCCGCUAGCGUUGUUGUUCCUGGAUUCAGUGAAAUUGGCUGGAUUGCUGGCGCCCUUCCUACCGGGCGUGGAGACGAUGAUGCGGCGGCAGAGGUUGAAGGUGCAAGUAGAGAACAAGCAAAGUAGACGUGCCGCUCGCCCUGCAGGUUCGUCCGCAGCGUCGAGUGCACAGGCGCCACAGAAGACCAAGGGCUUCGCAACUGCUUCGUCGGAAAGGCCGAGGGGCGGACAUGCAAAUGGCAGUUCUAUUGGCACUAGCACUACACCCCCUUCGAAAUUCGCACCAAAAGGCCGUCAGCUUGUGUCUAGCAGUGGUAGUGGAGCUGGCAGCAAAGCCGCAGAGAGCGCGAGUCGCAUGGCGCGUCAGGGUGACGAGAAAAGUCAAGCACUCUCGAGCACCACAAACAUGAAAACAAGAGGAACAAAAACGAGUGAAAUGAUCGAACCUACGAGCAAGACUCAAUGCGAAAUAGCAAAGCCGAAAUCUGAAUUCGCGGAGCUAUCACCGCAACCGAAAGUUGAGAGCUCCGGGCCAACGGUGAGGGGCAGAAAUCGGCUGCAGCAAGGGUCGCCUGCGAUACUACUUGCUACGGAGCCAUCGCCAGAGGGUGCAGGAGCUUCCGCUGGAGAAUUUUUCGAUGAGGAACCUCCCAACAGACCUUAUGGGGCUGAGCGAUCUACGUUUCAGCCAUUCAUCAAAACUCCCGCACAAGAAAGGACAAACGAAGCCGCUUCGUUUUUGAAUGCUCUCUACGCACCAAAAGCAUCUUCAGAUGAAACUACAGCGGCCGCCCAAAUUCCGCUCUGUGUCGUCAGCAAAUCGUCUUCCCUUGGUUUCACGUAUUGCGGCUCAGUGUCCGCCGGCCACGUUCUCGUUCGGACCGUUUUGCCCGAUUCGCUCCCCGCGCUCCUUGGUGUCACACCGGGCACAGCAAUCGCGUCCGUGAAUGGAGUGCGUGUCUCUAGUACAACGAUUCGCGGUGGAGUAGAACUUCAAUCCGAACAUCAUCAUCUUCAUCAAACCGAAGAUAGCGAAGAUUUUCUCGACCAGCAGCUAAGCAAGAGACCGUGUGUGGUCGUGUUUGACCCACCCUCUUCCUAUUCCGUGAAAAUUAACCAUCCCCAUCCAUUUUGUGCAUGACAAACAGAGGAUUUUAUGUAUGUUUUGCAUGACAACCUGGAUGGGGAUGGUUAAUUUUCAGGGGAUACUUCCCAACACUUGCGGCAGCUUGAACUGGAGAACAAACUUUUUCCAGACAAAGCAGAGAAACGAAAGAGAGUCGAGAAGGCCAUGCGGUUCCUCGCUGAGGACCUUUUUCCUCUUUGCCCGAACGUUUUCGUGCAGAAUGAAAUUGCGACUUCGAAAAAUUUGAGCUCGUCAAAACGGGAAGAAGGAUCUGGUGCCGCUGCUGCCGAUGCCGACGCUGGCCGGAGACACGAAAUCCGUCUCACUACCUCCUUUGCUGACCUAGCUACUGUCUUGUGGCAUAAGGAAAAGCCAGCGGACUCGCUAGCUGCUGGCACGGCAUCUUCAUCGUCUGCAUCUUCAGCGAUUAUCAGACCUACCACACGGGAGCUUGAUAGUACUGCUGAGGGAAGCGGAAGUAGAAGCGGCGUUACGAGCAGGACAGACACUGCUGCACGACCUCCAACCCUUUUCGAUCAAACUUCAGUGUCGGACGUGGGGAUCACGCUGUGGGGUCACCCAUCGGACCGAGUUUUCGUGUCCAAAGUCACCUACCCGUCGGUUGCGGACAGCCACGGAAUUCGAAUCGGGGCGGAACUGGUGAAGAUCAAUGGCUUUCCUUUGCCGUUGCCGUUCCAGGACUUGGAAAAAGUCGAGGCUGUGGUCAACAAAGUAGCGGCCGAUGGGAUAUCGACAGAAGUGAGCAAUUCAGUCGCGUUGGACUUUUUGCAGCUGCGAGGCUAAGUCGUUGUACCACCGCGCGCUCAUCAUCUUCUCGCGAUUUUAUACUUGAGGAGGAACAUAAUCACAAAUCGUAGAUGGAAGGCGAACAAGUUCGAAGAACGAAAAGCCUGCGCGAACCUUUCCGACGGAGACUCAGACUGUUUUUACUUUCAGUCGCAGCCACUCGCAGCAGCAGUGGUUGCGAACAUGGAUACGACAGUGUUAAUAUGCAUGUAGAUGUACAAAGCCGA